GGGCUUGGGGGCAGUCUGCUGGCAGGCAGCACAGACAGCAGAUGCGGCUGCUAUAAACUCCAUGCUGUCCACUCUCAUCCAGGGUGCUAGCACAGGACAGUAUUGGCUGAGAGGAGCCCGAGCUUCCACCAUGCAGACUCUGGUUGUUCUCCUGUGGCUCAUGCUCCUAGCUACGCCCAGCAGUGCUCAGGAUCUGGCUGCUGAGCAGGACUCCAGUAUCCCUGAAGGAGGCAACACGGAGGCAGUGGAGGAGGAAGAUCCCUUCUACAAAAGUCCUGUAAACAAACUUGCAGCUGCAGUCUCCAACUUUGGCUAUGACCUGUAUCGCCAGCAGUCAAGCAAGACUCCUACUGCCAAUGUGUUACUGUCUCCCUUCAGUGUGGCUACCGCACUCUCUGGCCUUUUACUAGGUGCUGGAGAGCGAACGGAAGGCUUGAUUUCUCGGGCUCUCUUCUACGACCUGCUUGACAAGGCUGAGGUGCACAACACCUACAAGGAGCUGCUGGCCAGCAUCACUGCACCUGCCAAGGGCCUAAGAAGUGCCACCCGCAUUGUUGUGGAGAGAAAACUAAGAAUGAAAAUAGGGUUUGUGAGCCAGCUGGAGAAGUCCUAUGGAGCACGGCCCAAGGUGCUGACUGGCAAUGCCAACUCAGAUCUUCAAGACAUCAACAACUGGGUACAACAGCAGACCAAGGGGAAAAUGGUCAAAUUCCUGAAGGCGAUACCUACCAGCAUCAGCAUCUGCCUCAUUGGGGCAGCUUAUUUGAAAGGGCAGUGGGGGACCAAGUUUGACCCCACAAAAACUACGCUGCAAGACUUCCACUUGGAUGAAGAAAGAUCCGUGAAGGUGCCCAUGAUGUCGGAGCCCAAAGCCAUAUUGCGAUAUGGCUUUGAUUCAGAACUCAACUGCAAGAUUGCCCAGCUGCCGCUGAGCGGCGGAGUCAGUGCGAUGUUCUUCCUGCCGCAGAAGGUGACCCAGAACAUGACGCUGAUCGAGGAGAGUCUCACCUCGGAGUUUGUCCAUGACAUAGACAAGGAGCUGAAGACCAUCCCCGCUGUGCUGAGCAUGCCCAGGCUGACGCUGAGCUCCGAGGGGGCACUUGGUAGCACGCUGCAAGAGAUGAGGCUCCAGUCGCUCUUCACAUCACCUGACUUCAGCAAGAUUUCUCCCAAACCCACCAAGCUCUCUCACGUGCAACACCAGGCAGUCCUGGAACUAAACGAAGACGGGGCAGGAUCCACACCAAACCCUGUUCCAAAUGCUGCUCGCCUGACCUUCCCUCUCGACUACCAUCUGGACAGACCUUUCCUUGUUGUGCUGCGAGACGACGCCACGGGAACCCUGCUCUUUAUUGGCAAAGUCCUGGACCCGAGGAGCACUUAGCUCCCUCCAGAAAGGCUGGGUAACCGGGAGGGAUGCUGGCUCCCUGCUCUGUUGUAUGGUCAAACUUGCAAAUCUUCUGCCUACAUGCUGCAAUAAAAGAGCUUUUGCCACUAA
Pelodiscus sinensis (Chinese soft-shelled turtle) is the source of this 1498-nucleotide messenger RNA. The record is from RefSeq and is a predicted model, not a curated record. Lineage: Eukaryota; Metazoa; Chordata; Testudines; Trionychidae.